Antrostomus carolinensis (chuck-will's-widow) is the source of this 1542-nucleotide messenger RNA. It is a transcript of the gene HIPK4, whose product is annotated as homeodomain interacting protein kinase 4. Gene Ontology annotation, biological process: peptidyl-serine phosphorylation; peptidyl-threonine phosphorylation. The record is from RefSeq and is a predicted model, not a curated record. The transcript has a single exon. Lineage: Eukaryota; Metazoa; Chordata; Aves; Caprimulgiformes; Caprimulgidae. Gene Ontology annotation, cellular component: cytoplasm; nucleus. The annotation marks the transcript as partial. Gene Ontology annotation, molecular function: protein serine/threonine kinase activity; protein tyrosine kinase activity; ATP binding.
AUGGGGACAUUGGUGGUGGGUACCGAACGCUACGAGAUGGUGACCACAGUGGGGAAAGGGACAUUCGGGGAGGUGACCCAAGGAUGGAGAAGAAGCACAGGAGAGAUGGUGGCCAUUAAGAUCUUGAAGAACGAAGGUCACCGUGGUCAAGUAGCCAAGAAUGAGUUAAAACUCUUAGAAGCUCUCCGAGAAGUAGACACGGAGAAGUCACACCUCAUCCGUUUCUUGGAGUCUUUUGGUGACACCACAUGGACCUACUUGGUCUUUGAGUUGUUGGAACAAAACCUCUUUGAUUUCCAGAAGAAGAACAACUUCUCCCCGUUGCCCGUCCGGCACAUUCGCACCAUCACGGCACAAAUCUUGAUGGCUUUGGUCAAGUUGAAAGAACUUUCCAUCAUCCAUGCUGACCUCAAACCUGAGAACAUCAUGUUGGUAGAUCAUCUUCGUUAUCCUUUUAGGGUGAAACUCAUCGAUUUUGGUUCUUCAAGUAUCUUCACCGAGGUCCAAGACAUCAAAGAACCUUAUAUCCAGUCAAGGUUCUAUCGUGCUCCUGAGAUCUUGUUGGGUUUACCCUUCGAUGAGAAGGUGGACAUCUGGUCUUUAGGUUGUGUGGUGGUGGAACUUCACUUGGGUUGGCCACUCUUCCCUGGUGUUAAUGAGUACGAUCAAGUUCGUUACAUCUCCUCCACCUUGGGGUCACCACCAAGUGAGUUACUUGGUGCUGCUCGGAAAACGUGGUCCUUCUUCCAUCGUGUUCCACCUCCCAACGGUUCUUGGCAACUCAAAGCACCUAAUGAGGAGAUGAUGAGGUCAAUGGAGAGGAGGAAAUAUGUCUUCUCCUCAUUGGAUCAAUUAACAUCCAUCAACAUCCGCCCAACGGUUUAUCCCAGUUGGGAAGCGUUGGCUGAACGUUGUGACCUACGUGGGAUGGUGGAAUUGGUCAAGAAGAUGUUGACUUGGGAUUCACGCAAGAGGAUUGUCCCCAGCGCUGCCCUCAAACAUCCUUUCAUCUCCUUACAGCAGGUGAAGACCAGUUUUGAAGCCACCAGGUAUUAUCAGUUGUGUCAAGAAGAUUUGAAGGCAUCUCAGAAGGAUGGUGGUGCCGUUGAGAUCUUCUCAACCAUGAAAGAAGAAGGUUCUUCCAUGAAAGAAGGAGGUUCCUCCAUGAAAGAUGAAGGUUCCUCCAUGAAAGAAGAAGGUUCCUCCAUGAAAGAAGGUUCCUCCAUGAAAGAAGGAGGUUCCUCCAUGAAAGAUGAAGGUUCCAUCACCUCCACUGCUCAAUGUAAUAUCCAGAAGGUCAUCGCUCAGAUGGAUCAACUCAACCUGGUGGAGAUGGUUGGUUCUUCUCACCAAACUCCCAUCCCAACUCACUACGGAACCCGGCACCGACGGCAUCGCCAACGGCACAAGACUCAACCCAACGCUGGGAACUUGAUCGUCUUGGGAUCUUCUACCAGGAGGGAACAAAGAGGUCACCAAGAUUUUGGUGGCAUCGUGGAGCAGAACCUGCCUGGAAGACCUUACACCUCACCCCACGUCAAG